Fonsecaea erecta is the source of this 1701-nucleotide messenger RNA. RefSeq lists its product as hypothetical. Lineage: Eukaryota; Fungi; Ascomycota; Eurotiomycetes; Chaetothyriales; Herpotrichiellaceae. The record is from RefSeq and is a predicted model, not a curated record. Bases 1 to 1701 code for a protein of 566 amino acids. The transcript has a single exon.
AUGUCGUCGUAUAACCACCACCACAACCACAGCUACAACCAUAGCCAUGACAGCAACAACGGCAACAACAAAUCCCUACCCAGAUUGCCCGGGGACAAGUCGCCUCUGCUCUGGAUCAAACAUGCAGAGCUUCAAGGGCAAGGGCAAGCUCAGGCCCAAUCCCGACCUCGCCGCCACCGCAGAAACCCGCGCCUCCCGCCCAAGGACAUCUACCUCAGCCUGGCGAUGCUCCUGUGCCUGAACCUCUCCUUCCUGACCGUCUUCUACACCCGCUUCGCCAUCUUCCUGGGCCAGAUCAACCAGCUCGUGCUGAUUGGCUUCCUCGUCGCCGUCAUGGGCAUGUGUCUGGAAGGCCAGGUGCUGCGCACGGCGCUCAUGGCCUGUGGGAAGCGCAGAGCCACCACGCUGCAGGACCUGGACGCGCUGAUGCGCAAGGACCCCUUCGCCGACCACGUCUUCUGGGCGUAUCGGCUCUUGCUGGCCAUCAUAUUCGGCCUCCCGCUGCUGCUCAGUGUGGGCUACAAACAAUUCAUUGGGGGCAGCAGCACGAUCCUGGUGCACGAGGGCCCCGGGUUCUUCGGGUUUGCGGCGCCGCCGGGCAUGCAGCGCAUCGGGGACGGCCUCUCGCUGCUUGCCCAGGUCUACGUGCCGUUCUGGACGGACCCCGGGUUGAACCGCACGUACGGUUUCAACGUGUUCGUCGCCGACGACAACAAGACCGCCGCGAUCGUGGACUCGCCAUUCCCUUCCUACCUCACCGAAAUCCAGAGCCGGCUGAAGGACGGAGAGACGUUGACCAUGUCGACGUCAGUCAACGCCACCGUGUCGGAGAUGCGCGAGAUCUCCGACGAGGACAGGAACAGCCUGGAUUUCUGGACCGACGUGGCCGAGCAGUUCGGCCACGACUAUACCGUCAACGGCGGCAACGUGCGCGGGGCGAACAAUGCGCUCUGGGCCGGCAUGAGUGGCAACUUCCUGACCAACUUCACCACCAUGUACUUCUCGGCCUGGAACACCACCAGCAACGAAACCUUCGAGUCGGAAGCCAUCCGGACCGAGCAGUCGCGGCGCAUCGCCAACGUGACCUGGGUCAUCUCUCCCUCCAACAUCACGCUGACCGCCGCGAAGCUCGUCAAGACAGCCGCGGUCGUGAACCAGACGGUGCUCCAGGACAACGCCAUCGGCCUCCAAGAGGCAUUCAGCAACUUCCUCGGAGAGUACGACUGGCACAACCGCGCGGGGGCCUUCGACUAUCCCUAUCCGAUCUCGUCGGACAGCAAUCCUGUGUUUGCGCAGCCCGUCAACACCGUGCCGGCUCUGGCCGCCGCCAUGGCGUGGGCGCGGACGUCCAGCCUCGACACCAUCGUCCGGCCGCAAGGAAUCCAGAAUGCGGCGAUCCGAGCACAGACGGGUUACGACAAGGACGCGAAGGACAUUCUGACCGUCAAGACUGUGCCGACGUUAAGACGGGAUCCACUGCUGAUCCUGCUGUUGGCGGUCAACCCGCUCCUCUCCUUCAUCUGUCUGGCCAUCAAGGGCUUGCUGCUCCACGACAGUCCCGUCAGAGACGGGUUUAGUAGCAUCGCUCUGCUGGCAGCCUCCAGGGAAGCAGAUUUUGUCUCGUCCAAGGACGCCGACAGCCUCGCGAGUGGCCGGCCGAAGCGGCCGGUCGUCGUGAAUUUCACAGCAGAAGGGGGCUGA